UGAUUUAUUUUGUUGUGUUCGAUUGUGUUAUUGUGUUUCGUUGGCAUGUCAUGUCUUUUUUUCUGAUUUUCGAGUGUUAGUUUCUUUUUCGGUGUUACUUUUAUUAGUGCUCUAAUAUCCUUCAGCUUGCGGUGCUAGUUUGCCUAGCUCGAAGACGUCCUUAGUUAUUUAUUUCAGCGUGAUCCGACUUGGCAUUACACUCAACUACUUCUGCUGCCAUGGCCUCCGACAAAAGUGAAUUCAAUUUUGAACAACUUGCAUCAGACUAUUCAAAAUAUCUAAAAAUCGAAACCAGCAAAGAUGUCAAAUCCAUUGAAGAAAACAUAGAUGACAUGCUAACUCGAUUGGAAGAAUUCAGUGGAAUAAUGAAUAUGAUGUCUGUUGAAGUUCAGAAAUGUGCUGAUACAUGCAUACCAGACUUGCACCAGAUUAGAAUUCAACUCAUGGAAUUUUUUCGUCAAAUUCAUAUGUUGGAGGCUCUGGUCGGCCGUGUCCAUCAGGAUUUGAAUGUUGUCGAAUCUCAAGUUAUGGAAGCAGAAUUAGAUAUUGGAGUAUCGGAUGGUCUUUUCAAAAAUAUUUUGAAACCAUUCUUCUCGAGUAAAUCCACGGAUCGGAGUAGAAAUGAGCCAACCAGUUCAACAACAAAAAAGUCACAGAUAGUAUACAUACCUCCUGCCAUAUUCAAAACUUCUGACUUUUUUCCCCCUCAAGAAGAGCAGCCAAAAUCGUAGAGAUCAAGAUUUUGAAGCUAAUUCAUUUGGGAACCUCAAUCAAAGAAAUGUGUCAUCAUUUUGUAAUUGUAAGCUUGCUCAAUACCUUUGAACUUACUUGCCUCAGCAUGUUUGAUGUGUUUCAAUCAAGAAGAUAAUAUUUUCUUAAAUAGUGGUAAGUAAAGACUAUCUUCCAAUAAGAGCUUUACUUUUUUAAUUUUCAGAAUUCAAAGGACUGUAUCCAAAAUGUGCCCGCAGACAGCCUUUAUGGCCUAACUAUUUCCGGGUUAUUAUGGUGUUUUUUAACGUUUUUCAUAAUGAUUGUUAUUUGCUCUUGAGCGAUAAUUUUGUAUGUUUGUAGCAGUAUCAUGGUGAAAAAUGGUAUCAGGUGAAAAUUUUCUACUGCUUUAGUUCUAGUCAAAAUGGAGUUUCAAUGAAGCACAACAAACGAAUUUAUUAAGUAACAACUGUAAGAUAAUUUCAGUAAGUUAGGUUCGAAAGACAGUAUUUUUAAGUUUAGCGAGAGCCUAAAAUUGUUGUCCUUGUGUAAGUUUUGCCUCCCAGAUUUCUGUUUUGUUCUUGAAGAAUAUGUCAGUGAUUGUGCUCUGCACCACGAUUUUUGUUUUCCUUGAAUGGCUUUUUGACUAAACUGAAUUAGGAACAAAUAUCUGUUGUGAUGAAGCGUUUGAUGGCUCUUACUUUAUAAUCUACCAUCAAGUAGUUCAUGAUUAAUCGUAAGUCUUUUUACUUAAUCAUCUUAUGAUCUCUAGGAAAAAUUGUAUAUGUUAAGGAAAAUUACAAUUAUAGUGGCAGCAGGCUGAUUGUUGAAAUUGAUGGACAAAGCGAUAGACAAAGAAGACAUAGGGAGAAUGGAGCAAUCCUAUCGGUUGAAAUGGAUGGCUACCUGAAACUAAGGGAAAAAAUGAUGGACAUUUAGUUGCAUAGUUGCAUUUAGUUACUCUAUCAUCCACCUUCUUUGCCUAUUGUAACUACCCGCCUCCACUCAUAGGACCCUGCUAUAUCCCUUUCGUAAUCUUUGUCUGUAGUUAUGUCCAUAACAAUCAGCCCGCAUAUUCAAUGACUUUCCUAGAUCGGUCGGUCAGUUUAAUGAGACAUUUUUGUAAUUUGAGUGAGUAGCAAGAAUGAAGGACAGUUCAUUAGAAAUUUUACUUGCUUGAAGCAUUAGUUAUGGGAGAAAAUAAACUAGGUGCAAUUAAAACCAAAGACUGAAACUGGAAACUUCUGUUUGAAGUCCUAACGAAUGGAAAGUUCGAGGAUUGUUAUGGAAGCUUUGACCAGUGCAAGUGACCCGUUUCGGAAUCUUCAUCCGGAUCCCUCCUUCAUGACUCACCUACACACAUUUUAUUUUCAUGGUGUCCAGUACAUUCAAUUAUAAUUAAAGUCCCUGGACGAUUUGCAAGGAGCAAAUUCUGUCAUUCUUCUAUCAGUUUUGGAAUCAAAACAUGAAAAAUUCUGACUGCGAAAGUGAUUUAAAAAAAUUCUGCGGCCAACUAUUUGUUUGCAGAUUACCUGAUGUUUUCCCAGGUUCUUUCUGAUGCCCAAAAAAUUCUUUGAUAGAUUCCUAAUUUUCCAGGUUGCUACACACCCUGAUUUUUACUCUUCGAUCCUCAGAAUUCUUGAGAAAAUCAUUUAAAUGUAGGAACUGUUGCCAAUUCUCUAAUUAUAUGAUCGUUAAAAUCUGUGAAUAUAUAUUUCAUGUGCCUAUAUAAAUGUAUUUACAUGACUUUUCGACUUUACUACUUUGUAGAAAUACAUAAGCUUGCCUUUAACAAAUCUUUCUUAGAGGCAGUUAUCUAAGAAUUUUCAGCGGUUUAGCUGAAAAAUGGUGAAAAGUUAUAUUGUUAAUUCGUGUUAAAGGGGAUGCAUUUGAUUAAAAACAUUUCAUGUAUUUUAA
Bemisia tabaci is the source of this 2625-nucleotide messenger RNA. It is a transcript of the gene Blos4, whose product is annotated as biogenesis of lysosome-related organelles complex 1 subunit 4. The record is from RefSeq and is a predicted model, not a curated record. NCBI's taxonomy places the organism in Eukaryota, Metazoa, Arthropoda, Insecta, Hemiptera, Aleyrodidae. Gene Ontology annotation, cellular component: BLOC-1 complex.